UCCGAGAUAAGAUAAUGAUCGCAUUCACUGCUUAUUUACCGGGUAUCUUUCUGACGUGUUGCAGCCUUAGACCUACUUCACGAGCAGACCAAUAUUAACAUGGAGGGAGAAAACCAACCUGGAUCUCAGCCUAGUUCCAUCAUGUCACCACAACAGAGUUCUUUGGAUGCAUCAUUCCAACCUGACGCGGGUCAAAAGCCGGACGCGCAGGCGUCGGGGCUCAGCUUCGUCAAGUUCGCGUCCAAAGUGGCCACGCUCUCCAAACUGGGACAACCCAAGUCUCCCACGUCGCCUACGCCCUCCGGCAACAAGAUGGACUUUUAAAAAUAUAUCCAAGUAGUUUAUGCCUCAGUGAUAAUUGAUUACUAGACUAUACAAAAUUAUUUACCUAAUGCUUUUUAGAGAAUUUACAUAUGUUGCAUUAUACCAUGUAGAUGUCAUGUAUAAAUAAAAUAAAGUUUAAAAUGCA
Messenger RNA from Helicoverpa armigera (cotton bollworm), 469 nucleotides. RefSeq lists its product as uncharacterized. The record is from RefSeq and is a predicted model, not a curated record. The transcript is spliced from 2 exons. NCBI's taxonomy places the organism in Eukaryota, Metazoa, Arthropoda, Insecta, Lepidoptera, Noctuidae. Bases 100 to 324 code for a protein of 74 amino acids.